CAACUCCAACCUUCCAACUCCACCAGCUGACAAAACCAGCCGAUUAUAACCCCCUUCACGUUCCCCGAUCUCAGCCCACACCACGAAAACCCCCGAUAACUCUGUUUACAAUCACCCCGACCUCUGCAGCCAGCCAAAGAAGCGAGAACGAUGAGCGCACAGGCAUACUACGAGCUCUACCGCGGGAGCAGCAUCGGCCUCUCCCUCACGGACACCCUGGACGACCUGAUCAACGAGGGCCGGAUCGAGCCCCAACUCGCCAUGAAGAUCCUCUCCACCUUCGACCGCAUCGUCACCGAGGUGUUGGCGGAUAAGGUGCGCGCGAGGCUGACUUUCAAGGGCCACCUCGACACCUACCGAUUCUGCGAUGAAGUCUGGACCUUCCUGAUCAAGGACGUGACGUUCAAGCUGGACAACCAGACCACCGUGUCGGCGGACAAGGUGAAGAUUGUGAGCUGUAACAGCAAGCGGCCUGGGGAGGUUUAGGUGGUGCUGUGGCAGGGGUUUAUUUGGUUUACGGUUUCUUUUAUGCGCUCGGCUGGUUUGUCUCUUUUUUUUUUUUUCUUUUCUGAGAAAUGGCGUUAUAUGCAUUACAGCCCAGAUUCUUUGUGUAUAUGGGUGCGGGGCAAUGCGAAUUGUGUGUCUUGCUGGGUUUGGGAUUGGGCGUUUGAUAUGGGGUGUGUGUGGGCU
Messenger RNA from Aspergillus brunneoviolaceus CBS 621.78, 690 nucleotides. RefSeq names its product transcription initiation factor IIA subunit gamma. Bases 151 to 486 code for a protein of 111 amino acids. The transcript is spliced from 3 exons. Gene Ontology annotation, molecular function: RNA polymerase II general transcription initiation factor activity; TBP-class protein binding. Gene Ontology annotation, cellular component: transcription factor TFIIA complex. The record is from RefSeq and is a predicted model, not a curated record. Gene Ontology annotation, biological process: RNA polymerase II preinitiation complex assembly; transcription initiation at RNA polymerase II promoter. NCBI's taxonomy places the organism in Eukaryota, Fungi, Ascomycota, Eurotiomycetes, Eurotiales, Aspergillaceae.